AUGGCGACCACCAUCUCUGGGAUCACCUCCGACCUCCAGUCCGCCGAUACUUUCAUCAACACCAGUGGUGGAGACCCGAUUUUAACCUGCCUCUAUUGCCAUCGCCCAUUCGCCUCACUCAUUGACCUGGUUGUUCACUGGCAUAUCCUUCACGCAUGCUCUGGGGGAGGAAGGAGUGAGGACUUGGAACGCAACGAUGGAUCUGCCGAGAAGCCCUACUAUAUGAGUACCAGUAUGAUGAAGGCUCUAGGAAAGGCACCGACUGGUGACCACUAG
Dibothriocephalus latus is the source of this 276-nucleotide messenger RNA. Lineage: Eukaryota; Metazoa; Platyhelminthes; Cestoda; Diphyllobothriidea; Diphyllobothriidae. The record is from the annotation of a GenBank genome assembly.